AUUUGACGACAGUAAACUGUGAUUAAAAUUUGGUACUAUUUAUGGGGAGCCCGAAGUUUUUUAAAUGCGUACCAGUAAUUCACGUUAACAAUCGGGAGGGAUAUCAGAAAUUAAGAAGGCCUACACAUGGAGGGAAAUAGCAGAGAGUUUGUGCUUGGUGAGGGCGAAGACACGAUGGUUGAGAAUGGAGGGCAUCUUACCCAAGUUGUGGACGGACUUACCUUCCAAGAUGACAAACACAGCCAGCGCACCCUCCAGGCUUUGCACAUGAUGCGAAAGAAUCGACACUUCUGUGAUGUUGUCCUGCAUGUUGGGAGUGCAGAGUUCCAUGCUCAUAGGGCAGUGUUGGGUACAGUUAGCUCCCAUUUAUUUGAGAUGUUCACUGCUGAUGAUGAGACGAAGGGCAGUCAACGUGAGAAUGUAGUCACAUACAAGCUUAAUGGAGGAUUUGAGAAGAGUGCUAUUGAGAAAUUGAUAGAUUAUGCUUAUACUUCAAGACUGGAAGUGAGCAACCACCAGGUGAAAGCUGUUUAUCUUGCUGCAUCGUACCUGAAAAUGGAUCGUGUGGUGCGUGAAUGUGCACGACACCUCAUCAAGAACUUGUCUGUUGACAACUGCAUUGAAACAAGAUCACUUCCUGGCAUAGCCAGGAAUAAGAGUCUCAUUGAGCAAGUGGACAACUUCAUAAACAGAGAAUUCACUCAAGUUUCACAGUCAAACAUUUUGCUGUCAUUACCAUGUGUGAGAGUAGAAGUUCUGAACCAGACAAGACAAGAAAUGUCUCUUGUUGCUUGUGAGUCAGCUUGCAAAUUAGCAUUGGAGUGGGUCCGACGACAGAUUGAAGGCGAUGCUAUUCUAAUUGAGCAACUUACAGAGAAAACACAUCUCCUGUACCUGGCAUUGGACAAUUCCUUACAGGAUUGCUCUGAGUUGCCGACUGGUGAUGUGGGUGACACUGAAAUAGUACAAGACUAUAAGAAAAUGUCUAAGAAGAGUCAGGCAAAUCCCAAGGGUCGACGAAAGGCUCAGCUGCAGCCAGCCAAACCACGUGUUCUCCUGUAUUCUCGUGACAUAGGUGAGAGAAUUGAACAACAAACUGAAGAAGACUGGAACCUUAUUGCUUCUACCAAAGUUGCAGAACACUCAUUCCUGGCACUUGUGACACUGAAUGGACAGCUGGCGACAAUGUCUAUUGCACUACGUCUUAAUCAACCCUCCAGCCCAUCUCCCGUGAACACUCCAGUGCCAAGUAGACCCUCCAGUGAGGAGAAGCCUGAUUUGUAUUGUGUAAUGGCCAAUAUGAGUUCAGUGAAGUGUGCUGUUGGCUGUGCAAAUCUUGACAACAAGCUACUUGUUUGUGGUGGAUAUGAUCGUGCAGAGUGUUUGAAAUGUGUUGAGUCCUAUGAUCCAAGCACCAAUCUGUGGAUUACCUUGGCUCCUAUGAAGGAAGCAAGAGGCCGCUUUGGUAUUGCUGUUGUUAAUGGCAAAGCCUUUGCUGUUGGUGGAAGCAAUGGUUCAACUGAACUUGCAACAGUUGAGGUGUACAAUGCAGAACACCACAAGUGGUCCCAAGUUACUUCACUCCCACUAGCACGCUGCAAUACAGGCGUUUGCAGCUUAGGUAACAAGAUUUAUUGCGUGGGUGGUUGGAGUGGACAAGUGGGGAUUCGACAGUGUGACGUCUAUGACCCAGAGAACAAUACUUGGACAAGUAUUGCACCUAUGCAGACAGGUCGGAAUCAGGCUGGUGUCUGCUCGAUGAAUGGGCUGGUGUUUGCAGCUGGAGGUUGUGAUUCCUGGAAUUGCCUCAAUACAGUAGAAGUUUAUGAUCCACAAACAAACUGUUGGCAGUUCACUACAAACAUGAUUACUGCUCGGCGUGGAUGUGGGCUCACUGUUUUCAAAGGCAAACUGUAUGCUGUUGGUGGGUCAGAUGGAACUCAUUCACUAUCUUCAACAGAAAUUUAUGACCCUGUAGAAAAGACAUGGACCCCAGGACCUAGCAUGACAACUCCACGUGCAAAUGUUGGAGUUGCUGUCAUUGGUGACAGAUUGUAUGCUGUUGGUGGAUUUUCUGGGAAGACAUUCCUAAACAGCAUUGAAUACCUGGAUGCUACAACUGAUGAAUGGACAACAUUUGUGCCGAAGGUACUUCCUGUGGAAGAGACGAUCCUCCAGGAUCAUGAGGAGCAUCUGACACAGAAUGGAGUAAACUGUGAUAAAAGCAAUCAGCAGUCUUUGGACAAUGACAGUGAAAAUGAGAAAGUACAAGACGAUUUAAAGAAUAAAUCUGAAAUCAUCCAAAAUGGUGUUAAAGAAAGCUUGAGCCAAGGGUCAGUUACAGCAGUAGGAAGUUAAGGAAGUUGACUCUCUGAAGCAGCUCUGUACUGAAAUGAGUCAUAAGUAUUAGUCUUAUUUAAUGACAGUAAAUUGUUUUGAUUCUUUGAGUGGCAAGUUUUGACCAUGGAAUUCCAUGUUACAGAGCAUGUGCUUCAGAAGUGAAGUUACCUUAAGCUGUGACUGAAAUGUGAAGAACAAUGGAAAAUUUUUGAAGACACUGGCAUUUCUUUCUUAUUUAUGCCUGGUGAUAUGAUCUCUGAGGUUUUAUUCCCCUUGCCAUUACAAAUUAGUUCAGACUGUGAUGUGAAAUUGCAUUUAAAAAGGAAGUUAAUUUUUUGAUUUGGGACUUUCUGAAAUUAAUCUGUUGUAUGGUGCCACCUACAUUUUCAGACUCAAAAUUCUACCUCUGGCACCAGAAAUACAGGAAGUUUCCUACAACUAAAAAGACUACCUCUGGCACCAGAAAUACAGGAAGUUUCCUACAACUAAAAAGACUACAGUAAAAAAAUCUGUUAUUUUAUGUUACUUCAUAUCCUUUGAGAUGAAAUAGGCUUGAGACAGAACUGAUAGACAUAGAGAGAGAGAGAGAGAGAGAGAGAGAGAGAGAGAGAGAGAGAGAGAGAGAGGGGGGGGGGGGUUGAUUAUGUGAUGAUAUAAAUCAUAUGUGGUAGGCAGUAUGAGUGGAACUCUGAGGGGGGGAAAUAAGAUUUGUAUGACAUAUUCAUAUGUUACACAACUGUUGCAUUUCAUAUUACUUACCUUAAUUUUAGUAGACAACUCUCAUAACAAAAAUUCUAUUGUGAUAGACAUGUAGAUUCAUAAAUGUUAAUAUUGUAUCUCAUGUUCUUGCCUGCUAGCGCUGUUUUUAUAUAAAAAGGAAAAAGUGUUUAAUCAUUACCUAAUUUUGAAACAAUGUUCAAAAAUGCAAAGCCCUGUCCUUAACAUACAGAAACAUAGUAUUACUCAUUUAUUUGAAAAGGUCAUGUGAAAGAUCUUAGUAGUUUAAAAUGAGCCUUCAACUUUAUUUGUAUCUUACGUAUGCAGAUGGAUUGAAACUCCAAAAAUUUUAAUUGUUUCAUAAUAUAUUCGUAGGAAAUAAUGAAAAGCUGUUUCUCACUAAUGACACGUAGUACAAACAAAAAAUCUGCAAGAAGUGUGAAGCAGAGUAAUAACUGAGUGUUGAUCAAUCAUUAUUUUUACCUAUGAAUGUAAUUUCUUUUAUUUUUAAAUAUUCUUGUUCCAUGGUGGGGUGUGGAAUAGACCAGACUAAAACUGUUCAGUUAUUCACAUCUGUUACAAUUACUUUUGUCAAUUGUAUGUACGAGAUGGAAUAACCAAAAUCUUGUGCUUUGAGCAUCACUGUUACAAACCAGUGUGAAAAAUAAGAAUGGUUUUCUAAUUGUGUAAAAGAUGGGGUUAAUUCUUAAAGAUCUAUUUUAUAUAAAUUUCCUUAAACUGUUCAGAUGUAAAUUGACCAAGCAUCCUGUGUUUUUUGUUGAAUGGGUUCUUAUGGGGGCAAAAAGUGACUGAAAGAAACUUAAUUUUAUCAUUAAAUGAUCAUGCCAAUUUCAUAAUAAAUGAACUUUUAUAACAAAAAUCUAUAAUGGUUGAAAGAUGUGAAAACCUUUGAUAUCUGAAAACAAUUUAUUUUUGUAAUUGUUUACAUGUUCAUUAUCACACCUCAAUCAGGAAUCUCAUGCAUAUGUAACUACAUAUACACCACAAAUUUGGAAGACAAUCUUCCUACCAGAUAUUUAUGUAUCAUGAAUACUGAAAUAAAUCUCCACAGAAUCAACUUAAGAGUGUUGGAA
Schistocerca serialis cubense is the source of this 4151-nucleotide messenger RNA. RefSeq names its product influenza virus NS1A-binding protein homolog. The transcript is spliced from 13 exons. Gene Ontology annotation, molecular function: protein binding. Bases 127 to 2358 code for a protein of 743 amino acids. NCBI's taxonomy places the organism in Eukaryota, Metazoa, Arthropoda, Insecta, Orthoptera, Acrididae. The record is from RefSeq and is a predicted model, not a curated record.